CAAUCCCAGAAGUGGACAUCGUUCGUCUCAAUCCUCAUCCACUCCGUCGUCCACACCGAAAGGAUCUGUUUCCGGGGCGCAUAAUGAAGGAUCCCAAAGUGCAGAACUGAAAUAUUAUCCUUCGUCAGGAAUGUUUGAACCCGCCGAUGGCAGAACCGCUACCAACCAGCAGUCCAAGACAAAGAAAUCCAACAAAAAGGCGGGAUUCUCUUCGAUGCCAACCUCCAUAAACCGGCCAAGAGGUAGCGUCUUCAAACGCGCCAUCUUUUCUGUUGGCAUCCCAACCAGAGAGAGUCGACUCAUCACCGCGGCAGAAGCAGGCGACGUCGAGAGCGUGUCCGGCUUCCUGGCCGCAGGGGCGGACGUGAACUGGCGCAACGAACAUGGCGAGACCGCCCUUAUAUACGCAGCCUGGCGGGGACAUGAGGCGGUAGUGGCCACCCUCCUGCAUCAUCCCGCCACUCACGUCAACCUUCAGGAUAACGCGGGCUGGACUGCGUUGAUGUGGGCUUCGAAGGCAGGACACGAGGGCAUUGUCAGGCUUUUUCUGGUCCAUCCCGACUCUGAACCUGACCUGACCAACAAGCUAGGAGAAACAGCCCUCAUGAAGGCCGCAGUCCACGGCCAGACGCGGGUGGUGAAGCUGCUAGCAUCUUCCUACCGUACAACGAUCGACAAAAGACAUGUAGACGGAUCCACCGCGCUACUGUGGGCGGCAGCGGGAGGGUCCAUCCAAUGUGUCAGCAUCUUGCUGGAUGCCAAUGCUGACAUCGAUACUUGUGAUGCUGACGGCAUGGAUUCCCUGAUGUGGGCUGUCAGCGUCGGUCAUGCUGAUGUUGUGGAGCUCCUUAUUCAAAGAGGAUGCAAUUUGACCAAGAAAGACAAGGUUGGGCGCACCCCUCUUCUUAUGGCAGCAGAAGUUGGUCACGCAGAGGUGGCUAGUCUCCUCCUCAACCACGACGACACCGAUGUUAAUUGCUCGACGAAAGAUAAUAUAUCUGCCUUGAUGAGAGCAGCCUAUCGAGGGCAUUCUCCAUUAGUAAAUAUGCUCAUUAAAUGCAAAGACAUUAACAUAAACCAGCAAGACCUGCAAGGGAAAACGGCUCUCAUUCAUGCUGCCCGAUCGGGACAAGCAUUGUGUGUGUCGAUUUUGCUACAACACGCGACAAUUGAUUGUAACAUUCGCGAUAACGAUGGAUACACAGCUUUGGCAAUGUCGGCUAAGUUCGGUCAUGAUCAAACACUGGAUGCUCUUCUUAAGCACAAAGAUAUUAAUGUUCAACUACAGACGAAACAAGGUCUUACAGCUUUGAGCCUAGCUGCUAAGUCAGGGCACAAAUCGAGCGUGAAAACCUUAUUAGCUCACCCUGAUGUUCAGAUUAACGACAAAGACGGCCAACAUAUGACUGCACUGGCUUGGGCGGCCAAAGAAGGCUCGGUUUUGGUAGUUGAACUUCUACAGCAAUAUCAGACUCUGGAGCCAAACAUGGCAGAUAAUGAGGGCUUGACGGCUCUAAUGUGGGCUGCCCGACGAAACGAGCUGAUGGUUGUGCAGACACUUCUGCGAGAUCCGAGAGUCGAUCCUGUUGCUGAAGAUCUCUCUGGAAAAACGGCCUUAGACUAUGCCACGGAUAAUAAGUUUAUGGAAGUCGUCCAUUUUUUGAGAAGAUAUCAAGAUGCAUCAGCAAAUUGGGGGUCAAAGAAUAAUGUUUUCGAUCUAGGCAGAAGUGAUUCCGGCAGUGAUGUAGACGAUGACUUCCAGCCGGCCUCCGUUAUUGCAGCCGGGUUCAAUAAAACUUACGAUGAUGCAAAUUUGGAUACGAUUAGUGAUGUAGACAAGUACUUAGAAAAUGGGCCCUUCGUAAAUUGGCGCCCCAAGAGUGGAAAAACAUCAUUUUCAUGGGCUGUGGCUUGUGGACAAACUGAAGUUGUCAAAAUUUUUCUUUUGGUUCCAAACUUAGAUGUUAAUGAAGCUGAUUAUGAUGGGCUCACUCCCUUGAUGAUUGCGGCAAGCAACGGUCAUUUCGAAGUUGUAGGCUUGCUGCUCUCGCACGAAGCAACUGACGUGAAUCGAGGCAACAGAAGGAAGCAGACAGCACUGAUGCUGGCAACAAUAAACGGUCAUCUGAGAUCCCUGGCGGUACUCCUAGGAUGUCCCCACCUCGAUGUCAACCAGCAGGAUGACAGGGGAUACACUGCACUCAUCUACGCAGCUGAGAUAGGCAGCUAUGAGAUAACGAGAGAGCUCCUCCGACAUUCCUUCAUCAAGACUAACAUCAAGGCUGAGGAUGGAGGAACAGCACUUAUUUUUGCAGUAAAAGGUGGGAAUGAUGACGUGGCUGAACUCCUGUUGGAGCGAGCUGAUUGCGAAGUGAACGCAAUUGACUGUAGAGGAGAGUCUGCACUUCUGCUGGCUGCUGGCCACCAAGGAAGUAUGAAAAUCACCAAAAAGCUCUUGGAGCAUCCGGCAAUCAAUAUUAACCUACGAUCACCAGCAGGACAGGCAGCUCUUCUCCUUUCUGCAAGAAACGACCACAUGGAGUGCCUCAGACUGCUUUUGGAACAGCAAAAUAUCAACGUUAACUUACAGGAUGUUGGAGGCAUGACUGCCCUGAUGUUUGCUGCUGAACUUGGUCAUGAGGACAUGGUGAGAAUUUUGUUUUCUCAUCCUGCAACAGAUCCAAAUUUGCGGUGUAAAGAGAAUGGCAGCACAGCAUUGAUCCUAGCCGCGAGGAAUUGUCACACAAACAUAAUCGAAAUUCUCACUGCGAGACGCAACGUUAACGUCAACCUCGUGGAUGAUUUUGGUGCCAGUGCUCUCAACCAUUGUGUUCGUAGGAAUUCCCAAGACAUUCUCUGUAUUCUGCUGGAGCGACCCGACAUCGAUGUCAACAUUGCUGACGCCGAAGGCAAAACUCCGCUGUUAAGAGCCUGUGCUGACGGCCAUUUCGACCUCGCCAUGAUCCUGCUUGCCCGAAAUGACGUCGAUGUUAACCAUCAAACUCUGGAGGGCAAGACAGCUCUGAUGUAUGCUGCUCAGACGCCUGACGGUCUCGCUGCUCUCAGGCUCAUGCUCGCUAUAAAAACCGUUGAGGUAAACUUAGUGGAUGAACGUGGUUCUACAGCCCUGAUGCACGCCUGCAAGAACGGCAACGUUGAUGCCGUCGCGGCCAUCUUGGAAACUUGUUCGGUGAACCCAGUGACCCCUUAUAGGGAUGAUUUGCUGCUCAACAUCGCUGAUAAUCAAGGCUACACCCCGCUGAUGUGGGCCACACUGCUGGCCUUCUGCGACAUCGUCAGGCUCCUGCUGCAGGCCCGCGGCCUGGAGCCGAACUCCCUGACCCCGGACGGGCUCAGUGCCCUGGGGCUCGCCUGCGAGUGCGGUCACGUCGCUGUGGUGCAGGCGCUCACGUCGCACCCCGCGGUUGACGUGAACGCCGGCCGACGUGCUGGACGAGGAACACCCAUCGUCGCCGCUCUGGAGCGCUACCAGCACGAGUGCGUGUGCGUGUUGCUGCUGCACCCCAGCCUGUCCCUGGGGCUGUCCGGGGUGCGGGUGCCCUUCCUUCCCCCCGCCCUCAAGGCCUCGGUCGACCUCUGCAACCAGCCUUCCCAGACACGUGCCGCCCUGCUACUGAGCUCCAGUCCUCCUGGUCUGCUGCUGGACGGCGGCGUGGCGGGCGCUGAUGCUGCCGCUGCAGACAUGGGCUCUGCGCUCCUCAACCUGCCCAGACCGUUCCAGGUGGUGCAGCGAGGUCUGCGUGGCUGUAGCAGCGACCAGCUCAGCGACCAUCUGAUCCACUUCACCCACCGCGUCACUCACGACAGCGCCGUGCUGCUCUUCAUAACCGGCGAGGCUUUCCGCAGCAGCGAGGCAUCAGCGUUCAGCUCUGUAGUUUCAUCCGAGAUUCUGCACGGCGUGACGCUCCAGCAGCUACACCAGCGAGUGGCGCAAAAACUGCGACGGCGACGCGAAGUCGAAGAAAAAAUUCUGGCGCAGGCCACAAUCAUGAGUCUGGGCGAUGAAAAGUCAUUGCAGGUUAAAGAAACAACCACGAAAAUUAUGCAAAAAGGUGAGACUGUAAUUCCGGCAGUUGAUGCAAUGAAGCAAAAGCAAUUAGAAAAAGAGCCACAAGUUGACGCGUGUGUUUCAGAAGCCCCAUCACCUGAUAAUCCGCACAUGGAGAAACCUAAAUCGGAGAGUGCUGUUACAGAAUUACAUCAAGCGAGUAACUCAAAGACGUACAAGCCAGUGUACUGCAGCGAAGAUGAGUCUAUCGAACAUGAAUCAUUUGCGGAAAUUCGAGCUAAAUUUGACACAGCUCUUAAAAAGCUAUCACCCACCGAGCCUGAGGGACCGAACACAAAAAACGUGAAGUCCGUUGGUAAGUCCGACGACACUCGUGUGGACAACCACACAUUGAAUUCAAAUCCAGCACAUCAAUCAACGGUCGUCCAGCCUCCUCCAGAAGGUCAAAAUUCGUCUGAAAAGAAUAUUGAUCAUUCAAUUGUAGCAGAAAAUGCCAAUCCCAGGGCCAAAGACGGAGUUGGUUCUACUAAUUACGCAAAAAUGGAAGAAGAAGCUCGACUGGAAAGACGACGCUUGAAAGCCUAUCAAAAAUCUACUGUGUUGUUCGUGUCCAACAUUUCGGAAGAUUGGAGGUUUUAAACUUGCAUUCCAUAUAUAGCCGUUGACAAUACCAAGUUAGAUAGGUUUAUUCAAGUAGGUCCACUAUCUUAUUCAGUUGUUUUAAUGUUUCCUUAUUCUAAGCCCAAUGUAUAUGAAACUGUUUAAGCUUUGUAUACCACUCACAUUAGUAUAUUCUUUUUAUAGAACUCAAGGCAACGUGAGUAAGUUUGAAGAGGCUAUUGCAAAACCACUAGUUAUGAUUAUUAAAUAUAUAGAGUUUCUUUAAAUAAAUGUGUGUAUCCUUUGUAUC
This is a messenger RNA of Hyalella azteca, 4940 nucleotides long. Its product is annotated as ankyrin-3. Gene Ontology annotation, molecular function: protein binding. The transcript has 10 exons. The record is from RefSeq and is a predicted model, not a curated record. Lineage: Eukaryota; Metazoa; Arthropoda; Malacostraca; Amphipoda; Hyalellidae. Bases 131 to 4669 code for a protein of 1512 amino acids.